Molecule: messenger RNA, 2939 nt
Organism: Amoebophrya sp. A25
Lineage: Eukaryota; Dinophyceae; Syndiniales; Amoebophryaceae
Source: the annotation of a GenBank genome assembly
AGGCGUUGGAGAGUUUCCGCCGGAAGAUGAGGAACCGCCUAGGUCGUGGCGGACGUCCGCAAGAGAAACCGUCAGCGACUGGUGUCCUCGAUGACGACGAGGAAGACGAGUACGCGGCAGCUCGUAUUGGUGAGGCGUCGGCGCCUUCUAUUCGAUGCGUUUUCCGACAUGAAUUCGGCGACUUCGUAAAAAGUGAUGCGAGGAUGUAUUUGCUGGACGAUUUUGAUGACAGUGAAGAUGGCGACGUCGUUGUCGGACGAGGUGGCCCACAACCAUCAUCCACUGCUGGCCCGAUCUCCACAACCUCAUCUGCAACUACAGGUGCUACAGCAACAGAGACGAAGAUCAACACAACUGCCGCGGCGGCUCGCAACGGCUCACGAGGAGGAAAGGAUAUGAAAACAGCAGUUCCGUCAUCUUCAACAACUGCGGUCGCGCGUAUGCGCCAGCGCAUCGACAACUCCCUACACGAUGACGGCAAAUAUGAGGCUCUAGUCCUCAACAUCAUAGACCAGAUCGGCCUCAACGUGACCGAAACGCUUGCAGAUGUGCUUCUCAGCAAUAUUCGCGAGUGGGUAACAGAUUUCAACAAGUCGGACUUGGAUAAGAGCUUCGUGAAUGAAGGCAUGGAGCUUUUAUUGCGGAGCUACGUCGUCAGACGUGCGCUUGUGAGUACUCAUUUCCAAAGGACGCUGCUAAGACGAAUAGCGUCGAGCAUGUCUCUCAACAUCUGUCCGAACAGUCUCCAGCAAGGUGCUGGGUUCAGCGGCUCUUUUACAAGUUGUCAAGCACCAUCAGGCUCAUCUGCGGCCGACCUGACUCUACUACCCGACGACCACACGGAUCCAACGUCCAAAAAGCAGGGCCAUGGUCCUCUCGCAGAAGUUGUUUCGCUGUUCCCCACAUGCUCACGUCUACAAUCAACUCUAGAGCCUGCCGACAUCACCAACACGCUGUCCAAGCUUCCUACACCUGCGGAAACGCCCUUCUGGUCUGCUCGGCAGUUGAAAACUGUCGAUCGCGUACCCAUCGCGCCUUACUCGUUAGAGAAUAUGAAAGGAAGCCGCGACUUGAAAGUGUUGGUGGAAACCAAGAUCAAAAAGUCCUCUAGUUGUACAACGCCGCUCGAUGUGAUGGGGCGAACAGGUGGCGCUGAUCCUACUACAGGUUCAACAUUUUUAGGCGGUCCCAGUGUUCCGCAUCUCGAAUCUACAACAGCCUCGGGCUAUCAGUCUGGAGGUGAACAAACGGAAACGCCUUCAGCAUCUUCAACAAGUAGACUGUUGCCUCCGCACUUGCGACAAACAGCGCGUCUGACAAAGGGCGGCAAGAAACUAGUGACUGUCGUCUCCGGUGAGGACGCACGUCUGCGAGACUUGACGAUAGCAGCAGCUUCAGCGACGCGAGCGCUGGACUCCGAAAGCGUCUCUGCACAUAUCGAUCUGUCUGUCGAUGGGUGGGAACUCAAAGGCCUAAAUUUAGCAAGAACUGGCGUCCAUUGCUACCAGAUGGAACGCGACCCAGAAUGGCGAGCACCAUUACGCGCAGAGGAUUUCUAUUUCGCCAGUGAAGAAGAACUUCUAGCUGCGCGUGAAGCCAUCGCGAGAGACCCCACCUGUCAAACUGCCGAAGACGUGAUCGCACAUCUAAAGCAGCGACACUUAGAUAAAGCGGGAAGUUUGUACUCACCAAGACAACCGCACACACCUUAUGAGCCGGUGAUGAUCCCAAGAGCAAAAUCGGGAGAGACGGACUUAGACGUCUUGGCACAAGGGUUUGCUGGAAACGCUGCCGAUUUCGAGCCUAACGAUACACCAUUGCAGGUUGUGUGUCGAGGAAUCCAGGAGGAAGUGCGAAAAUUAUGCGUGGUGCAAUCAACUGUUUUGAUCAAAAACAGCUUUGCGCGCACACCUUUGCUAGUGGAAAUCGAAAGUCCGGAUCCAGACCAUAGACCACAUUGGGAAUCGUAUGCGAGGUUUAUCGGUCUUCGCGCAGGAGGAGCCAGUGGCAGCGUUACCAUGAACAACAGCGACGGCCGAACUCCAUCGUCGUCUUCCCGUAGCAAGAUGAAUACCCAAACUUCCUUCGUCGGCUCACAGCGCCGAUGUGACUACGUCGUCUGCCAGCCUGAAGAGGAAGUUUCUGUUCCAUUAGACGCCUGUCGCAGUGGGGUCCUUCGCGUUGCGCCAUUAGUGGAGCAUGGCGGUUGCUUAGCCCGUUUGGAGGAAAUCGUGAUGCAGUGUGCGUCAGAGGAAGCUGAGCAUAUAGCAAUGGCAGAAGCAGAGGCGCAAGAAAUGAUGCGUCGCCAUCUUCAGGGCAGCUCUGAAAAUACCGGAACAAGUGAAGAUAGAACAAGAAACAUUUCCCAGGCAUUUCCUUCUCAAGCUCCAGCGGGGACUGUGCCGCGAAGCAGAACCGGUGAAGAGGGAGAUGAAAGAGCAAAUAGUGCAACGACAAGCGGCAUAUCAUCAUCCAGUGUUGGAGUCGCUUCUGCGUUGUUCACCCCGACUAGCGAAGAACUCGCCAGAGAGCUCCGCGAGUUCUCCACAGGUCGACGAAUUUUCUUAGACCGCGUUUGGUCUUUCGCCGAAGUCCAUGACCGCUUUGAAUUCCCGAAGGAAGAGGUAGCGACAUUUUUACACUAUACGACAGGAGGAGGACGCUAUGGGGGUAAUGCUAGUGACAACCAGAAUAACCGCGGUGGGAGGAGUGGAGAUGAUGCAACUCCUACUUAUCCAACUUCUGGCCCUCAGAAAAACGCAGCUUUUUCUCAAGGGUCAGUAACGCCUUCUCGACCCAGUGGCGAUGUGGAUCUACAACUAGCUGCUGACUCUUCAUCGCCGUCUUCUAGCUCCAGCACGACUUCAACGUCAGAAGAUGAAGCUAGCCCACAAGCACAAGGUGGCGCCAGCACUGGGAGAUCAGUUUCCCGAGUUUGA